Messenger RNA from Cantharellus anzutake, 1109 nucleotides. Its product is annotated as 6,7-dimethyl-8-ribityllumazine synthase. Lineage: Eukaryota; Fungi; Basidiomycota; Agaricomycetes; Cantharellales; Hydnaceae. The record is from RefSeq and is a predicted model, not a curated record. Gene Ontology annotation, biological process: riboflavin biosynthetic process. Gene Ontology annotation, molecular function: 6,7-dimethyl-8-ribityllumazine synthase activity. The coding region runs from base 1 to 720 and encodes 239 amino acids. The transcript is spliced from 4 exons. Gene Ontology annotation, cellular component: intracellular anatomical structure; mitochondrial intermembrane space; riboflavin synthase complex.
AUGGCGCCCGACAAAGAUGGAGAACUUGCAGUCACAAAGUUCUCAUUUGCAAGUGACCUUGCAAGCAAGGUAACCGGAAUCAUGAGCGAAGACCAUACCGUUAAAGGACUAUCACCCUUUGGUACGCAGUACGACGGCUCCAAUCUGCGCAUUGCGAUCGUCCACACCAGAUGGAACAAGGUGGUCAUCGACGCGUUGCUAGUGGCGACGCUGAGGAAGCUCAGGGAAGCUGGUGUUAAAGAGGGUAACAUUGUCAUUCAGAGCGUCCCUGGAAGUUUUGAGCUCCCAUUGGCAUGCGCAAGGGUCAUAUCUGCAUCUCAAAUCCAGGCAUAUUCAACCGCAACGGAUCUACUCAGUGGCGCGAACUCGUUAUUGUCCCUUGACUCUCGUCCCAACACACCUGCCAUCGCUUCGUCAAAGCCGGCCAACAUACCAUCUCGACCAUUUGAUGCCGUUAUCGCGAUUGGGGUUCUUCUCAAAGGCUCAACGAUGCACAUCUCUGAAGCGGUUUCUACAGGACUCAUGCGGGUCCAAUUGGAUAGUGGGGUUCCGAUAAUAUUCGGGGUAUUGACUGCGCUGGCGGAUGUGCAGGCUCUAAUCAGAGGGGGAAUAGGUGGCCCGGAUGGCAAGCAGGGUCAUAACCAUGGGGAAGACUGGGGUGCUGCUGCGGUUGAAAUGGGAAGUCAAGCUCGAGGGUGGGCGCAGGGGAAAUUCGCAUAGGUCUAGCCCUCAUUGCAUGGGUCCGGUGUUAUGGCUCUUUGUAUCCCGUAUUGUUGUAGGUUAGAGAUGUGCUUUGGACUCGAACGUGGCGCGCGAGUGAGUGAGUGAGUGAGUGGAUAUUCAGCCUGCAAGCUUAGGCUGCUCCUGAGAACGCCGAGGCAGAGGGAAAUAACAAAAAUUAGUCUGAUCUGUGUACCCGCUCCUUUGUCCGGGUAGAUCGAGAAUUACCGCCACAGCUCAAAAACUGAUGCAAUAACUUGACUCCGAAUUAUCGAGGGAAUGUAGGAAUAAAACAGACUGUGGUGCAAUUUGAGGCGGCCAAUUUGUUGAAAAAAACUGUACUCCGGAGUGGAAUUGAGACAAAAAAUGGUCCCAAAGCAAUGAGUCAC